AUGGCCGCUUGCGUGUCCCGGGUGGAGCUGUCCGUGUCCUGCCGGAGCCUCCUCGACAGGGACCUGAGCUCCAGGUCGAACCCCCUCUGCGUCCUGCUGCAGGACGCGGGCGGUGGCCGGUUUUCCUUACAGGUUACAUGGAAAAGAUCAAGAACUGCCAAGACCUUGAAAUCUGCAAAGAAACUGUUUGUGGACUACUGCUUUGAGAAAGUGCAGAAGCUGAAAUUCAGCAUGUAUGAUAUUGAUAACAAGUCCUUUGAUUUAAAAGAUGAUGACUACCUGGGAGGGAUUGGGUGCAUGCUAGGACAGGUUGUCUCCAGCUCAGUCUUCACCUGACCACUGGAAAUGAAGCAUGGAAAGCCAUCAGGAGAGGGCACUAUUACGGUUUCAGCAGAGGAGAUUAAGGAUACCAGGGUUGUGAAUUUAAAAAUGGAAGCCCAAAACUUGGACAAAAAGCUGGACUGUUUUUUUUUUCCUUUUUCUUGGAACUGUUUAAACCUGCUCUGGACUGAAAACCCAGGGGAGCACUGGGGGCUGCACCUGCGGCCCACCGGGGCCUGGCUCUCGGCAUUUUCCAGCAGCGCCGGAGGGACUGGGACUGAUGAGAGACUGAGAGAGAGAGCCGAGCUACACCCACGGCAAGGACUUUCUCAAUUUGCCAUCUCACUUCAGGAGAGAUGGCAGUGGAUUCAGCUCAGCCCUGUGCCUGUGCUUGUUAAGAUUUCAGAGCCACCAUCUGCUGAAGCUGUUAGAAACCAAGGUUUACUUCACAAGCAACAUGGAUGGACCCAAGGAAUAGUGGAUGCCUGCCACCAGAUUCUGCCUCAGAUCCGACUCUACAGGCCUACCAACUUCUCUCCUAUUAUAAACCAUGUGGAAAGGUUUGCAGCACACUCACUGCAACAGGGAACUGCUGCACAAUACUUCAUCUUGCUGAUCAUCACAGUUGGAGAGAUCACUGAUCUAGACCAAACUAGGCAAGCGAUUGUUAAUACCUCUAAGCUGUUCAUGUCUGUAAUCAUUGUUGGUGUUAGUGAAGCCAAUUAAAGCAAUGGAGUUCUGAAAUCUGUGACAGGAGAGCCAGCUGCACAAGACAUCAUCCAGUUUGUGCCUUUCUGGCAGUUCAAAAAUGCUCCCCAGGAAGCACUUUCCCAGAUGGUUCAGCUGAAGUGCCCAAAUAGCUAGUGUCAUAUUAUACAUGGCAGGGGUGGCCUUCCCAAAACUGACAGAAAUUAAGGCGAUGUAGAUUCCAGGCUAGCCCUGGCUACCUGUAGCACAGGGGUGAAGAAGUGCUGCCUGCCAGCCACACUCUCCCUUGCACACUGUGGGUGCUCAGUGCCUUGAAAUUGCACCAGUCACACCACUUCUUUCACCUCCUUGUGCUGAGUCUUUGAUCUUCUCUAUUUCUAUUGGAAGAAAUGUAAAUACAGAAAAACCUCCAAGUGCUGGAAGUUUUUGUCACAGAAAGAUCGAUCUUGUUGGCUUUCUACCUUGCAACAGCAACACAUUGUGACACGUCGUACCACACAUAGUUGCUGGACCCAGCCCGUCUUGCUCCUCGCUAUCAGGGUGGUCCUCUGAACUGAGCUGCUCUAGUGCUGAGACUGGUGAGAGAAGUAUUGCACCCAUGUUUGCUGUAAUGAGACUUACCAUGUGCUCCUUGAUAGGUGUCUUCUAUCAAGCUGCCUUUGAAAUGAAAACCCUUCUUUUCUGGAUGUGACCAAAGACUGUUUGUUGGAUGCCUGAGGUAAUUCCUGUUGUGCCUUCAGAAAGUGCUAGUAUUUUUUUUUUUUUUUUAUGUUUCAGUGACCAUACUUUUCUGUGUUCUUUUAAAUCACAUUUUUCUAUUAGCAAAAUUCCUUUCUGAGAUGAACUGCUGCUUGAAGCCAUUGUUAUAGUUCAAGAACAUUACACUUUGCUUAUUUAUGGGGGUUAAAUGAGGAUUAAUCAUUAACUAAUGGGAUUGGGAUGAGAUUAAUGAGUUACAUUAAUGUGACUUUAAAAAUCCAGCAGUUGGAAACACUGAAAUGAAGAUGCUUUGAGUGAAUUCUUUAUAUCACACAAGUUACAAAAUGAAGAAGUAACUUAUCUGUGGAACUCCAAGGAGGUGCUUCCUUAUCGUCAGUAGUGUGAAGUGUGCAUUACAUGAUCUUGGGACUGUAGAACAGGCACAUGAUAGCAAAGCACAAAUAUUUUGAGGAAGGUGGUUCAUUUCCAAGUAGUGAUAAAGAAACUUGAGCUUGUUAUUGCACUGCAGGUGUCAAUACUUCCAGUUAUAUAAAUAAAUAUUCUACUUUGACUUAGAUAACAUGUCUGAACUCUUAUUUCCUUCCUGGACUUUUCCUUUUGUUUUCCAGCAAUGUGGAUGGUGGUGUUUCAGUAUCUGAGUGAGCCUAGGUUCAGUGAGAUUAAAAAAAAACAAAACAAAAAACAGAGCCAGUUGUCCAUCAUUGUUAAUUUUAUUCCCCUUUAAUCACUAGGACUGCUGAACCCACACCCCUUUCCUGCAGCAAGAUGUGAUGUUCCUUUACUGUGAAGUUACAAAAGAAUUUGUGUGUUCUACCCAAUAAACCAGAAAAUGGUGAGAAUACAUUGGGAGACUGCAUCUGUGAUCCAGGCCGUGAAACUGGUUAAGUUACAAGCUUGAAUGAAGGCAAAACUUUGGGUUGAAUUCACAUGCUCAACUAGACUAAUUGUUCUGGGUGGACUCUGCCACCAAACUACCAUUACAUAGCUUGUGCUUGAAGAGCUAGGUCGGGACCACUGCUGAGCCAAGAUGAAUCUAUUCUAGUUUUUUAUUCAAACCUAUAUUGACCAUGAUAUAUUCUCUCAGGUUACAUAAACAGCAGCCAGCUUCCUCUAGAGAAAGCUGGACUGUCUUUCUUGACACCUAGCCUGCAGCACCCCAUUUUCUUGCACUUCUUGCACUGAGUCUUGCACAUCGAGACUUAGUCUCAAAGGAAACCAAGCAGCCUCUCUUCUUGAGUGGCUUUCUAAACUGAAAUGUGUUACAGGUGUGGAAGAGAGGGAGAAGAACUGACAAGUCAUCUCUGAGAAACCGUUCUUGUGGUUGAGAAUGUCCUUCACUUGUGUUUUCAGCUGCUUACAGCUUGUAGACAGCUCUUCUCUGUUAUGCAUACAAGAAACCUAAGGCUGUUUUUUUUGCAUGUGAGUGUUUUGAAGCCCAUUUUGCCUAUCCUUUUUAAACCUCUGCCAGUUCCCACGCAAAAGGGAAUGAGUCCUCCGUGUCUGCCCUGUAAGGAGUGGAGUCACUGUUCUGCAACGAGCUGAGGUAUAGAACUCAUUUAUGGUGGAAGAGACCUUUCCUGUUUUGGUGAGGAAAAGGCCAAGAAGUUGUAGAGGAGGUCUGAGGAAGUUCUUCCCCUUGUGGCAGCAGACCAGAAUUUGAAGGAGAUGCUCUUUACCCACAGGUAAAUGGCUGAAACAUGAGCAAGAAAAGGGGCACAAGUCCUGUAGUUGUUAGGAACAAGAGCUGCAUGGGUAUGGGCCCGUAUGAAAAGCCAUGGGUAGCUAAAUUUGGAAGCUACUGACCUGGGAUGGCCCGAUUUUGCCUGUUCCCUUUUACUUUCCUCAGGGCUCCAGGUUUUAGAGGAAGUGCAGACAGCAGCUGGACACUUUGGUGGAAGGGUGACAAGUCUGUUUCCUGCCACAUGCUGCCCUGGGUGUAGAUGGAAUGUAGAUUGAUGGCAUGGCUGUUGAGGUAGAGGAGUGGUCAGGUUAUUUUCCUCAGGACAAUGUGUUUUGCACGCUCUCUUUGUCUCCCAAUCACUGGCUUGAUUUAUCUUCCUGGUGAGCACAGGGAACACCCCAGAAGUCUUUUUAGCCUUGCCAAGACUAAACAAUCACCUUUAUACUUGUGAUCCCCAAAGGUAUUUCAGCCUCAGGGCUUUGAAAAAAUCAAAGCAGUUGCAAAAGCAAAAGGUUGCAUGUGAGAGCUCAGUGGGGAGGGUUCCUUUUGCUUCCUGGACAUGUGGCAAUAAAUAUUGGUGACAUUUAAUGCCAGGCUAUGCCAUACUACGCAGCAGGUAGUGGGAGAUAAUGCCUUUUUUGCCUGGAUAACUGGUUAGGUUUAUGUCCCUCCUUGAGGUCUAAAAUAUACAGGAGACUGUUUUGCUAAAAAUGAGGCAUUGUCUUCAGGUGGGUGCCGUGAUGAGACUGCUCCAGGUGUUUGAGGAAGCCACAGAAACUCCAUAGGGAGGUUCUGUCUUCUGACCAGCUUUGAGCAAGAACUGGAUUCACUAAGCAGCAGCAUACUUUGAUGGUCUGGAUGUCUCAUUAAACUGCCUAAGCUGCACUCCUCACUCCACUCUACCCAUGACUGGAUGUGGGGUCAGCACAUUGAGCUUUCUGUGUGUUCUAAACUGAUGGGCUCACUUGGGUUCACAAAAGGGGUGCCAAAUGCUGUCAAGUCUGCUAUGUUUUGUUGCAUGGUUGUGCUGGUUUGAAAGUAAACGUGUUAUAAAUGGGUAAUGUGAUGAUUUGCUCUCACAAUUAAGAGAUGAAUAUGUUAAAAGAAGUUUUGUUGAUGUAUGGUUAUGUUACUGUAGUUUGUUGUUUGGACACUCUCUGUUCUCCCCAUAGUCCCCUUUUCCCCCCUUGUAUUGUUGCCACUGGACAGCAUUGGUUGUCAGGGACAUGUGGAGGGGAGGCACGUACGUGCACCCCUUGCAUGGGGCAGUUGGGAAUAGGGAAGACUUGUUCUUAGGGAGACGUGGCAUGACAACAGCUGACUUCCAAUCAAGUUGCAAGAAAGUAGUCUCCAGCAAGGGAUGGCGAAGAAGAGUGACAGACUUUAGGUGGGGCCAGGGUUGGCUGAUGCAACACUAGGGGUACAAAAGGCAGAGCAGCCAUUUUGUAAAUGAGCACAUGGCAGCCAGUUAUGUGUUCCCAGUGUAAUAGAUGAUAUGUAUGAAUUCGGGCUGAGGCUACAGUAAUCUUGCCUGAUAAAAAUCCUGGUGUAAUAUAUAUUAAAUAAUUCGUGCUUGUCAAAUAAAGAUUCCAAAAGUUGUAAAAGCAACAGCAGGAGAAAAGGACUGAUUUGCAAUUGUGAAAUCAUGGGCAGCAGCAAAAGAAGGACCUGAUUUGCAAUAGAAAAGUGACUUCGAACAGAGAUGGGCCUUUACCAGGGACAGUACCCGAUAUGCAUCUAUGAUAAGGACAAUCUGCAUCGUCAAGGACAUGCAUCUCAACACCCAGUUACCGGAAACCGAGAUAAGCAUUCAUCUCUUCCCAGAAACUGUUUUGUCAAGCCAACAGCAAAGAAAAGAAUCUGCAUGAAUAUGCGAAGCAAGCAAGGUUGACAGAAAGAAUGGAAAAAACUCUGCCUUAGUCGGAAAAACUGUAUAAAACUGGCUUGGCAGUGGCAGAAUUCGUGAACAGAGGAGAUUUCAGAGAGAUAGAGUCCAAAUCUGUGUUCACCCAGUGCCGAUCCCAGGCUCGACACUGUUUCUUUUGAUUGUGGCUUUCCAAGACUGAUUUUGGUCACGCAAUAAAAUCUGGUUUAAUUAUUAA
Molecule: messenger RNA, 5532 nt
Organism: Hirundo rustica (Barn swallow)
Lineage: Eukaryota; Metazoa; Chordata; Aves; Passeriformes; Hirundinidae
Gene: CPNE1
Product: copine 1
Biological process (GO): positive regulation of tumor necrosis factor-mediated signaling pathway; regulation of canonical NF-kappaB signal transduction; cellular response to calcium ion
Cellular component (GO): plasma membrane
Molecular function (GO): calcium-dependent phospholipid binding
Source: RefSeq, a predicted model, not a curated record